GUACAGCUAACUGGCGUGAGAAUCGGCGCCGGAGCCUAUGGCAGCGUGGAGGAGGUGGCCGUGCCUGGAGCCAUCUGCGCAGCUAAAAGGAUCCACGAAGUCUUCCUGGACCGCUCCGAGAUCCCUGUGACCGAGAUCCACAAGUCGGCCGCCCAGUUCGCGAAGGAAUGUCAGCUGAUGAGCACCCUCCGCCACCCGAACAUAGUCCAGUUUCUUGGCUUGUAUUUCCUGCCCGGCUCGCGACUGCCGGCCCUCGUCAUGGAGCGACUGCUGACGAGUCUUCACGACUUGCUGGACGCAGAAACCGACACCCCUCCCUCGCCCGACGCGCCCAAGCCCUUCUUCCCGCUGAGCCUAAAGUGCUCGAUCCUGCACAACGUGGCGAGCGGCCUGACCUACCUCCACGAGCGAUCGCCGCCCAUCAUCCACCGCGACUUGUCUGCCAGAAACGUUCUCCUGAACUCGGGGAUGGUGGCCAAGAUAGCGGACCUGGGCGUGGCUCGUAUCGUGCCUCGUAUGCGAGUUGCAGCCACCAUGACAAAGGGACCUGGGGCCAUAGUUUACAUGCCUCCAGAGGCCAUGGAAAGCAAACUUGAGGAGGAGAAUGAGGAAGAGAAAGACAAAACGUCAAAGUACGAUGCAAGCAUCGACAUCUUCUCUUUUGGUGUCGUGGCCAUUUUCACACUCUGCCAAACCUUCCCCUGCGACUUGCUUGCUACUGCCUAUCGUAAAGGUGGUCGUUUGCUUGGUAGAACUGAGCUAGAGCGACGAGAGAGAUACAUGAGGAUGAUCUACAGGCAGCUACGCGAGAAGCAUCCUCUCCUCCAGAUGAUCGAGGGGUGUUUGAACUUCCCUGAAGACCGGCCGAGCAUUCGUGAGGUGCUGCGUCUGUUGGAGGAGGCCAGAGCUGAAGUGAGAGACGAGCAGACAGACAUGAACAAACUGGAGCUGUUGCGAGCUCUUCAGGAGAAUGUUGAGCUAGAGGGACAGCUGAGGAGAAAGGAGGCAGAGUUAGCUGAGGCCCAGGGCCAGCUGAGACAGAAGGAGGAACAGCUAACAAGAACUCAGCAGUCUUUGCAAUCCAGAAACCACCAACUAAGACAGAACGAAGAACUGCUGCAGUCCAGUGAAAGGGAGAAACAGAUUGUUGUACAGCAACUGCAAUCCAACAACCAGGAGAACGCUGAGCUCCAGCAACAACUGCAAUCCAGUGAGAGAGAGAAACAGACAGUCAGACAACAGCUGAUCAGCUCACAGAGACAGAACGGAGAACUGAGACAGAGAGAGACUGAGUUAGUGCAGGCCAAGGACAGGGAGGUAAGAGAGAAGGCGACAUUGCUAACAAGGAAGGAGAGAGAGUUAGCUGAGACUCAGCACCAACUGAGACAGAAGGAAGAACAGCUGCGAUCAAGUGAGGCUAUAGUGGCUGACUUCCAGAUCCAGCGGAGAGACUCUGGGCCAACUCAAAGGACAAAGCCGGCAGCAACAACUGUGUCACAUUCCUUACCACCUGCAUUUACACGACGAAAGGUAUGCAACAAUAACGUUGCUAACUACCAUCAUGUUGUGGUAGGGGUGUUGUUAAGACACCAUGGGUAUCUCCUUAAAUAAGCAGAAAUACUGACUAUUAAAUUCUUAUGCGUGUAUUAUUUAUGUGUCCGUGGCUUCCUAAGGGUUUUAACUAAGGCUAACAAUUCUUUAUUCUAUAAGGCCCAGAGAGACUCUGGGACUCAGAGAACAAGGAUCCAGCCUGCUCCCCUAGCAACAGCUGUACCCCAUGCCAUACCAACUGUAGUUAAACCACGAAAGCUCACUGUGCAGUGUCAUCGUAAGAAGACAGCACCACGUGGAAUGAUCAGAGGAUCUGCAACAACCGAUGGUCGAUUUGCAUACUUCACCCCACGUUACUCCACCUCAGUCUACCAAUAUGAAUAUAGUACAGAGAAAUGGGAGGAACUUCCUUCAUGUCCAUAUAAGAACUCUGGACUAGUCAUAGCUGACAGGGAACUAACUGCUGUAGGGGGAUGGGGUGGUGAAUCUCGUUAUACUAACAAACUAUACACACUACGACAGAGGAAAUGGGUUGAGAAAUACCCUCCAAUGAACACUGAACGUUCCGACACUGCUGUAGUUAGUACAUCUGAUGGUGAAUACCUCAUUGUGAUUGGGGGGCUUGGUGGUUUUGAUUGGAUUGCUACAGUUGAACUAUUUCAAGUGAAGAGCAGAAGAUGGUACCAACUAACAGACUUACCACAACCUCUCACCUUCCCUUCAGCCACAAUAUGUGGUGAUCAGUUGAAUGUGAUACGAACUGAUGCUAACGGCUACUCGUGUUCUCUUGCAGCGCUACAAUCCUGUGAUCAACCAAUCACAUCACCUCCCACCCUACCCUGGAAACCUCUCCCUCCUCUACCAGUGACAGGCUCAACAGCAGCCACUCUCUGUAGACAGCUAGUACUCAUUGGUGGCUGUCGAGGUGGGUCAUCAGUCAAGUCCAUUCACCAGCUAGUGGAUGGACAGUGGGUUGAGAUUGGCGCUGUGACUACUGGUAGGAGCAUGUGUUUAGUAGCCAGUACAUCAACUGACAAGAUCAUCAUAGUGGGUGGGCAUGGAUCACCUGACAGUACUGUUGAAGAAUGUGUUGUUGUAUUGUUUCAUGCACUUUCUGUGUCCAUUAUCUCAUAAUACACAACAUUUCAACUCUCAAAACAGUUGGAGACAUUGUUUGUGUGUGUCACUGUUUUUUGUACAAGAAUGAUGUAAUGAUGAUGCAAUGUAUAUUU
Messenger RNA from Geodia barretti, 2783 nucleotides. Lineage: Eukaryota; Metazoa; Porifera; Demospongiae; Tetractinellida; Geodiidae. The record is from the annotation of a GenBank genome assembly.